Molecule: messenger RNA, 1843 nt
Organism: Kockovaella imperatae
Lineage: Eukaryota; Fungi; Basidiomycota; Tremellomycetes; Tremellales; Cuniculitremaceae
Product: putative MFS transporter
Exons: 14
Coding region: 205-1737 (510 amino acids)
Biological process (GO): transmembrane transport
Cellular component (GO): membrane
Molecular function (GO): transmembrane transporter activity
Source: RefSeq, a predicted model, not a curated record
AACUGACCCGACAAGGGACCGAUAAUCUUCGGGAGCCUAGAGGCUAGAGGGAAUGGAGAAUGACCAGGAUCCCAGGGUACAAGUAUCGGGAUAGUGGGAGCCCCGAUUGAGGCCCCCCCUUCUUCUCUUUGUCCCAUUCUCGCCACCAAGUCGCGCGUUGACGAAGCGUUUCUUUGGCCAUCAGACCCACACCGCGGUAACACCAUGACCACUGUUCAGCCUGCUCACGUUACGAAUCCUGGAGAGGAUAUCAAACGGGAAGAAGAGAUCGACAUGACAGACGACCUCAGACUCAAACAUGAUAAUCACGCUACUGCCAUCCUCCCUGAGGAACUCCAAGGCAUGUCCCAGGCGGAACUCGAUGCUGAGGAGAAGAAGAUGGUCAGAAAGAUGGACAUGAUUAUUCUGCCCAUUAUAAUGACUCUCUACAUCUUGAACUAUAUCGAUCGUCAAAACUUGGCCGCAAGUAAGCUACAAGGUAUCAUGGAGGAUCUCAAGAUGUCAACUCAAGACUUUGCCACUGCCAUCUCAAUCCUUUACGUCGGAUAUCUGCCUUUCCAGCUGCCUUCGAACUACAUCAUCUCACGAGUCUCCCGACCAGGACUGUACAUCUGUUGUGCUGUGAUGCUCUGGGGUACUAUCUCCGCUUGCACAGCGGCCGCUAGUAGCUACAGCGCUCUGUUGGGUAUCCGAGUGCUGCUCGGUGCCAGUGAGGCAGUCUUCUUCCCCGGUGCUUUAUAUUACCUUUCAGCCUGGUAUACCAAGAAGGAACUCGGCAAGCGAUACGCCGCACUCUUCAUUGGUCAGCAGUUGGGCAACGGAUUUGGUGGUCUGGUCGCAGCCGGUAUUCUCAAGCUCGCAGGCAAACACGGACUCGCAGCUUGGCAGUGGCUAUUCAUAGUUGAGGGGUCCAUCACCGUUGGUCUCGGAGGCAUUUUCGCCUGCUUCAUGCCCGAAUACCCCCACAACGCCAAGAUCUUGAGUCCGACUCAACGGGCUCUGGCUGUUUGGCGUUUGGAGCAAGAGGCCGGCGCGGCUGAAGGUCGAGAAGACAUGUCGACUACCAGGGCGUUCCUCAGUGCUUUGACCGACCCAAAGGUGUACUGCCUGAUCUUUUGCAUGAUGAUGUCUCAAGCUAUGGGCACUGUCGGAAACUUUUUCCCCACUAUUCUCAACUCGUUUGGCUUCAACAGCAUCAUCACAUUGUGUAUUACCUGCCCACCUUAUAUCUUCGCCUGCUUUGUAUUCUACGCCAUGAGUUACUACAGUGAUAAACACGGCAAGCUCUACAUCCCCCUCAUGAUCUGCCUCAGCAUCGGCGUUGUCAUCUACAUUAUCAGUAUCGCAACUCUGAAUGUUGGAGCGCGGUACUUUGCCAUCAUGUGGACUCCAGUAUCGAACGUCGUUCCUCAAUUGUUCAUCUACAAUACCCUCUCUCUGCACGUCGCUCGACCCUACCCCAAGCGAGCUGCCGGUCUGGCUUUGAUCAAUGCCAUUGGGGGCACUUCAAACAUCUGGGGAUCAUACGUAUGGUACCGACCGCCCCACUUUUACGCUGGAUUCGGUAUGGUCCUCGCUGUGAACAUCUUGUUCAUGUGUGUCAUCACUGGCUACAAGAUCUAUGUCACUCGAGAGAACAAGAAGCUCGAUGCCGGUGGAGCGAGAGCUGAAUCCGCUAUGAGAUUUGGAAUCUCUGACGAGCAGAUCGCUCUUGGUUGGCGCUAUGUAGGAUACUAGGGGCCUGAUCUUCCACCGAGUCCAAGUCGAAUGUCCCAAUGUCAUAGUUUCUGCAGUUUGUGUACGAGGUGCAUGUCCUGUCGCUGCACCAGCUGCGCGACACCCC